Molecule: messenger RNA, 3854 nt
Organism: Eubalaena glacialis (North Atlantic right whale)
Lineage: Eukaryota; Metazoa; Chordata; Mammalia; Artiodactyla; Balaenidae
Gene: NEK7
Product: NIMA related kinase 7
Exons: 10
Coding region: 106-1014 (302 amino acids)
Biological process (GO): protein phosphorylation
Molecular function (GO): ATP binding; protein kinase activity
Source: RefSeq, a predicted model, not a curated record
AGUAAACAAAAGAAGAAUGAGUAAGGAGAACCUCACUGAGACCACAAGGAGGUGUGUGGGAAGCAGGAUGAUUUCAGAGUUCUGAAGUUCCUGUUGCUUCAGACGAUGGAUGAGCAAUCACAAGGGAUGCAAGGGCCACCUGUUCCUCAGUUCCAACCGCAGAAGGCCUUACGACCGGAUAUGGGCUAUAAUACAUUAGCCAACUUUCGAAUAGAAAAGAAAAUUGGUCGCGGGCAAUUUAGUGAAGUUUAUAGAGCAGCCUGUCUCUUGGAUGGAGUACCAGUAGCUUUAAAAAAAGUGCAGAUAUUUGAUUUAAUGGACGCCAAAGCACGUGCUGAUUGUAUCAAAGAAAUAGAUCUCCUUAAGCAACUCAACCAUCCUAAUGUAAUUAAAUAUUAUGCAUCAUUCAUUGAAGAUAAUGAACUAAACAUAGUUUUGGAAUUAGCAGAUGCUGGUGAUCUAUCCAGAAUGAUAAAGCAUUUUAAGAAACAAAAGAGGCUAAUUCCUGAAAGGACUGUUUGGAAGUACUUCGUGCAGCUGUGCAGUGCACUGGAGCACAUGCAUUCUCGACGAGUCAUGCACCGGGAUAUAAAACCAGCUAAUGUGUUCAUUACAGCCACUGGGGUGGUCAAACUUGGAGAUCUUGGGCUUGGUCGGUUUUUUAGCUCCAAAACCACAGCUGCACAUUCUUUAGUGGGUACACCUUAUUACAUGUCUCCAGAGAGAAUACAUGAAAAUGGGUACAACUUCAAAUCUGACAUCUGGUCCCUUGGCUGUCUACUGUAUGAGAUGGCUGCGUUACAGAGUCCUUUCUAUGGCGACAAAAUGAACUUGUACUCGCUGUGUAAGAAGAUAGAGCAGUGUGACUACCCACCUCUUCCUUCAGAUCACUAUUCAGAGGAGCUGCGGCAGUUGGUGAACAUGUGCAUCAACCCAGACCCAGAAAAGCGACCAGACAUCACGUAUGUGUACGACGUGGCCAAGAGGAUGCACGCCUGCAUGGCCAGCAGCUGAGCGCAUGGACGGCAUGGAGGACGUAAGCAACACGAGUUCAAGUAAUUCUGUGCAAAUCAUACCUCCCUGUUCUUGGGUGUUAAGAUUAAUAUUUCAGAGCUAGUGUGCUUUGAAUCCUUAACCAGUUUUCAUCUAAGCUUCAUUUUGUACCAAUUUAAGUCACCUUCUUGCAAACCCCAAUGACUUUGGAAUAAUCAGAUUGCGUGUUAGGAGAGCAAACGGAACAUGAUGGUUUUUAAUGGCUAAAGAUUUUUAGAAUUAUUUUGAGUUUUGUGCUGAUAAGUCGUGCUCAGAUAGACUCUCAGUGCCAAAUGUUGGUGGCUCAGCUUGGCCCCAUUGGGACAGACGUGCAGCCUGAGGAAGGUAUCUGAACAUGUGCCUUGUGUGCUGCUCUCCAGUCAUUUAUGGACAUUUGAGAUGAACACAGUUGUGAACUUUUGUGAUUAUUUUAUUUUUAGAAGUUUGAAGUAUGUGUUUUAGUUCUUAGCAUUGUAGCUUUCAAAUAGGAUUCUUAAAGAUAAAUGUAGACAUAUGAACUAUUUGAGAAGCAUUUAAAACUUAUAGAUUUAAAAUAGCUUAUACGUUCAAAAUGCAACUAUUAAAUGUGAAAAGAUUUGGGGAUAAAAUGUGAGUCAGACACUGAAGAGUUUUCUGCUUUAUUUUGUUUUAUUUUAAUAUCUUUGAAAUUCUCCUUGCAUUAAAAUGGUAUAAAUGAAUCCAUUUAAAAAGUGGUUAAGGAUUUGUUUGGCUGGUGUGGUAGUAGUUUUCCAAGUUGCACAUUGCCCAAGGCUUUUUUGUGUGUUUUUACUGUUGUUUGUACAUUUGAAAAAUAUUCUUCGAAUAAUCCUGCAGUACUAUUUUCAAUUUCUUUAUAAAUUUAAAUGCUCUACUCAUUGUACACUAUAGUGUAAGCAUAUGUUUUUAUUCAUAGAUUUUAUUGAAGUUCUGAUUGAUCCCCUUCAGAAAUUUUUUUUUAUUCUUCAAGUUAUUUUCCUAUUUAUAUUGUAUGUGCAUUUUAUCCACUAAUGUUUCAGAUUUUCUGACAACAUAAUAACCUUAAAAAAAAUAUUUGAUAUACCAACACUUUUCCUGGAUUGAAAACAUUUUUUUUUUCGAUUUUGAAAAUUUGGGCCACUGUGUAUGCAUGUGCCUUGUCUUGUUAGGAAGAGGGAUGUGCAUUGUACUGUAGCUGUGAAUGUCGAUACUGUUUCAAUUCAUCUGACAAGGUUGUAACUUUAGAAUAUGUUUAAAGAAAUGAAAACUGGCCACUACCACAAACAGCAUUUUUAUAAACAUUUCUAUUGAGAAGCUUUUAGGCAAAGUACUGUAUUCAUGCAUAAAGAUAACAGAGGUGGUAACACUUCGUUUAGUUUAAGGAAAUGGGCAGAGUUUAGUAAAUGCUGUCGUGGAGAUGUUUUCCCUGAAUGCCUUCAUGUUAGUGGUGACCAGCUCCUCCCAGAGUUGUGAAGCCAAAAGGCUGCGUGGCAGUCACUGCCUAAGGACGCCAUGCCACCAUGUAACCUUGGGACAAUAAUCCUGCCAACAGGAAACCCUCAUGCUCAGAGAACACCUACCUUUAGCCCAUGUAACUGCUGGUUUUAUUUUUUCCAUAGAAGUAUUUUUCUUACAAUCAUUUGAAUACUUCCAAGUCAUUUGUAAACUUUAAAAAUGUACAAAGGGCAAAAGUGUAAACUUUUUUUCUAAAUUUAGUCAGCUACAGUAUCUUAAUCAGUUGUGAAUGGAGGGUAAUUUUAUCCCGGGACAGGCAGGGGAGAGCUGGUCAUUCUGUAUGUGAGGGCCGGGCAUGCCGUUUCUCCCAGAUUCUGGUGACUUUGACCUCACUGGACGCCUGCACCCUCCUCUCCAGGGGAAUUGUUUCUGUUGACCGUUAGUGUCAUGUUCAUUUUAAUGUAAUAUGAUUCAUGGAGAUGAAAUGUUCUCUAGUUGGAACAGAUACACUCCUUUUUCUUGCAAUCUUUAAAGAUACAUGGAUCUAAAAGUCAUGAGCUUAACCCCUCACAGGACUUCUAAGCAAAGAUUUAAACUUUUCUUUUAAGUGAAUCUAUCUGCUGGAAGGAAAUAGUUGGGAAGAAUUUGUUGAUCAGGGAAAUCCAUUAUUGUUUUCUACAUAUGGAAACUUUUUGUUUUGGAUAUUAUAUCUUUAUCUAAGUGUUCAUAUUUUUCUUGCAGAAACCAUUGCACAUAACAAAUUUUAAUUUUGAACGGGAUCAUUUCAAAGAAUUAUGAAGAUGAUUAAUUUUUAUAAUCACCUAUAAAAUGUUCUCUUUGUAUUUCUGUUUAUAAGUAAAUUUUGUAUUGAUUAAGUAAAACAUUUGAGUUGACAUGAGGAACAGUAAAAUGAAAGGUACAUCUGAUUCUAACCCUUAUUUUAGACUUCGGUACCAGUUCCCCAGGACACAACAUGGGGUGACUUUGUUUCGUAUGCUGAGGUUUAGGAAUGGUGGAUGAAGCGUAUCGCUGUAUAAAUAAAGCGCUCAGCAAUGUGCAAUGAUUGUGAAUUUAGUAAGAUAGGACAGCCACUUCAUGACCGCUUACCAUUCUACAUAGUGUCUGUUACAAAACACCGUUCUUGUAUCAGUAUACACUUCAGGUGUUGCUGUUAACAUUUGCAUAUUUAUUUUAACCAAAAUGUUAUUCAUAUUAAAUAUUUUUCUUUAAAAUGAAUGUAUUAUGUUUAUAACCCACGAAUGCAUAAUUAUCAUAUGCCUCCUAUUUCAAUAGUACUGUAAUAUGGACUUCUUUUGUGAAGUACUUUUAUUUUGUUAUGCUACCAAUACACAUACUAAAAAGACUCUGUUGUUAGCUUUGAAAUUGUAUAA